CUCCCCUAGCAGCGGUCCAGGGAGCUGCGUGUGAAUUCGGCGGUGCGGUAGGACACCGAAAGCGGAGCCGGCAGCAUGGACUUUGUCAUGAAACAGGCCCUUGGAGGGGCCACCAAGGACAUGGGGAAGAUGCUGGGGGGCGAGGAGGAGAAGGACCCGGAUGCUCAGAAGAAGGAGGAGGAGCGGCAGGAGGCGCUGCGGCAGCAGGAGGAGGAGCGCAAAGCCAAGCAUGCGCGCAUGGAGGCGGAGCGCGAGAAGGUCCGGCAGCAGAUCCGCGACAAGUACGGGCUGAAGAAGAAGGAAGAGAAGGAGGCUGAGGAGAAGGCUGCCCUGGAACAGCCCUGCGAGGGGAGCUUGACCCGGCCCAAGAAGGCCAUCCCUGCGGGCUGCGGGGAUGAAGAGGAGGAGGAGGAGGAGAGCAUCCUGGACACGGUGCUCAAAUACCUGCCCGGGCCACUGCAGGACAUGUUCAAGAAGUAGCCGGCCCUGCUGACCCACCCCACUCCACGCGAUACUAUUUUUUUUUUCUUUUGGUCGUUGUUUUUUUCUUUUACUCAGUUAAGUCUCAGUUCUGAAGGGGAAAACCUCAGUUGGCCUCUGCCCCCCUCCCCCAGGCCAGGGGCUGCUCCCCCUCAGCACCUGCCCCCGUUACAAUUCCUUCAACCCAGGGUCUCAGCUCCACCCUUCCCUCGCAGCAUGAAAAAAAAAAAAAA
Ochotona princeps (American pika) is the source of this 713-nucleotide messenger RNA. RefSeq names its product complexin 2 (gene CPLX2). The transcript has 3 exons. Gene Ontology annotation, molecular function: syntaxin binding. Gene Ontology annotation, biological process: neurotransmitter transport; regulation of neurotransmitter secretion; synaptic vesicle exocytosis. Lineage: Eukaryota; Metazoa; Chordata; Mammalia; Lagomorpha; Ochotonidae. Gene Ontology annotation, cellular component: SNARE complex; terminal bouton. The record is from RefSeq and is a predicted model, not a curated record. Bases 76 to 480 code for a protein of 134 amino acids.